Molecule: messenger RNA, 4557 nt
Organism: Anopheles bellator
Lineage: Eukaryota; Metazoa; Arthropoda; Insecta; Diptera; Culicidae
Gene: LIMK1
Product: LIM domain kinase 1
Exons: 9
Coding region: 1-4557 (1518 amino acids)
Biological process (GO): protein phosphorylation; actin cytoskeleton organization
Cellular component (GO): nucleus; cytoplasm
Molecular function (GO): protein binding; ATP binding; protein serine/threonine kinase activity
Source: RefSeq, a predicted model, not a curated record
AUGAAAGCGAUCAUUGCGACUGUCUCGGCCGUGAAUGAUCAAUCGAUGAACGAUACGAUCGUAACCGUUUGCAUGAAGGAGGACAAAAACUCGGCAUGCGCCAGUUGCUACAAUGCGAUAGAGGCGGAACAACAUGUGGCCGCCGUCGGUCAGCUGUGGCAUGCAGAGUGCUUCAGGUGUUCCGUUUGCGAUGUACGACUGUCGAGUUGGUAUUUCGAGAAGGAUGGCCUAUUGUUUUGCCGGGAGGAUCAUUGGGCAAAGUACGGCGAUUGUUGUCAGCAGUGCUCGCAGAUAAUCUCUGGCCCUGUGAUGGUCGCCGGCGAUCACAAGUACCAUCCGGAGUGCUUUCGAUGUGAGGAGUGCAAAAUUUUCAUCGGAGAAGCUGAAACGUACGCACUCUUGGAACGCUCGAAGUUGUUUUGUGGUUCCUGUUACAAACACCAGCAGCAUUCGUUGAUGGUUUCACAGCGAAGCACCGGCCGUACGACCGGCAUAUCCGGAACGGUGCCAUCGGAGAAAUCGCCAAAAUCGCCGCACUCCAUUCGUUUGAUAGAAAUUCCGUGGACUGGCACAAGAGCCGAUCGCAUCCGCCUGACGGCUUCCGAUGAGAAACUAUUCGGUGUACCCGUUGGCAAGGGCACCCCGACCGGCAGCUGCAAGAGCGUUCGGAUCUCGGAACUAUUUUGUACGGCUUACGGUCAGAUCGGAAAGUACAUUUUCGCGUGCAUUAACUCUGCGCUGGAGUCGUGCUGUGGUUUGCUUCACUUUAGGGUAACGCUCAAUACGGACUUAAUGCCUUUGCGGGUCGGAGACAAGGUGCUAGAGGUGAACGGUACGCCAGUUCGUGAUGUUCCGUUGGAAAAUCUGCAGAACAUGAUCGAAACCUCGGGUAAAGUGCUUCAGUUGACGGUGGAACACGAUCCACAUCUGCUCGAGGAGCAUCGACUGGCCGGUGGCUGUUGUACCGAUGCUAGCAGGACCACGCUCGCUAUGAACAACAACGAACAGGAAGAAGACGACGACGAGCAACCGGAGGGUGCGUCAAGUCGAAGUUUAUCGCCGAGCAAACUGGAGCGCAUUUUCCGGAAAAAGGACGAAGGCUACAUGAGUGGGUCGUCGCGUAAGAUGCAGAAACGGCUGAAGGACGUCAACUGCAACACUCCUACCAAUAGCCUGAAGGAAAAGGAACGUAGCUCCAGCAUGUCACGGCUGUUGGACGAACACCGAACUGUGGCCGCCGGUGGCGAGUUUUAUGACCUCUCGCGCACGAAAUCGUUUCGCGUCGAACCGAAGGCGGCCCGCAUCUUCCGUGCGUCCGAUCUGGUGCAAGGAGAGCUGCUGGGCAAGGGUUUUUUUGGCCAGGUGUUCAAGGUAACGCACCGGGUCACACAGGAAGUGAUGGUGCUGAAGGAACUGUAUCGCGUCGAUGAGGAAGCGCAGAAGAACUUCCUCAAAGAGGUGGCCGUACUGCGGUCGCUGUCACACAACAACGUGCUGCGUUUCAUCGGUGUGCUGUACAAAGACAAGAAGCUUCACCUCGUGACCGAGUUCAUUCCGGGCGGUUCGCUGAAGGAACUGAUCCACGAUUCGGGUCUGCCGCUCAGCUGGCAGCAGCGAAUAUCGUUUGCGCGGGACAUUUCGCGCGGUAUGAGCUACCUGCAUUCGAUGAACAUCAUCCACCGGGACCUGAACUCACUCAAUUGUCUCGUGCGCGACGAUAGGACGGUGAUAGUGGCUGACUUUGGGUUAGCCCGAAUCAUCAAGCAGCCUUUUAGCGCAGCAUUCGAAAAGUGUUCAUCGACACCAAAUGGGGGAACUGGCACGAUUGGGCGUCGCGGGCGUCCUCGUCGCCAACGGUACACGGUCGUGGGCAACCCCUAUUGGAUGGCACCGGAAAUGAUGCGGGGCAACAAGUACGACGAGAAGGUGGACAUCUUUUCGUUCGGCAUUAUGCUGUGUGAGAUCAUCGGCAGGGUGCAGGCCGACCCGGAUUACUUGCCACGGCUCCCGGACUUUGGGCUAAACCAGGUGGUGUUUCGGGAAAAGUUUUGUGGCCACUGCCCGGAACCGUUCUAUCGGAUUGCGUUUUUGUGCUGUGAUUUGAACCCGGACAAAAGACCACCGUUCCAUGUGCUGGAAGUUUGGCUGGAGACGAUGGCAACGGUAGCCGCCAUUGGGAAACCGUUGCCACCUGGCAUAGUGCACGAAAUCGAACACUUCAAGGGUCAACAGCGCAGUGCGGACUCGAGCCUUUGCACAACGCCCGAUGGACUGGUCACACCCCCACCAUCGUCCGGAGGAAGCCUGAAACCAUCCCUUAGCCGGAAGCGUAUCUGCGAAGGUCCCGAAGAUGAACGUGUCGUGCAGUGCAAGGUAUUCGACGUGGUGGAUGGUGGUGCCUGCGUUGUUGAAACAGAUAAACGUUGUGACUGUCCAACUGGUGGUGGUUACCUUGAGGAUCAGCAGAAGCAAACAAAGGUUGAAACCGUCCCAAUGGCGAACGGUGUGAGUGCGAGCAACGGUUUCGUCGUCGUUGAUUGCAGUGAAAUACCAAAAUCGCCACACUUGGGCAAAGACUUUUCGGCGAACGGUGACCGCAUUCGGGACAGUAUUCGGGCAAAGCGUCGCCAGCGAAUGAUGCUAAGCCGUGAGAAUCAACGAAAGUCGCUCGAUUCCAGUGUACUGGCAGCGCGGCUCAUAGGAAGCGACCAGUUGGUGGGUGAUUUUAUGCUCGAUGGCACCGAUGGAAGUGCGUCAGAGCCGAUCAGUUUAAUAAUGACGGCCGGCCAGCUAGCACCGGAAGCUGCUGGAGGCACCUCCACCAGUCCCCGUGAUCGGCUGUCGACGGAUGAGGUGCUGGCAUCGGUGAAGGACACACUGGAGCGAAAUGGAUCAUUACUCGAGCGCCGCGGAGAGGAAUGCUCUGCAGCCUCUGCGAAGACAAAACAUUAUGGCGAAAAGGGUUUCAUUAUACACGUGAAGAAUGGCCAUCUGACGCUAAACAAUGUUCGCGAUCUGGAAAAUUGUUCGGACUUUGACUCGAGCUGCGAUACGAGCCUAAACUAUCUGGAAGUUAACGGCAAUCGGGAGGAUGCUCUGGUGUUGGACAAGCUGAGUGAACCUAUCGGCUCUGCUUCGGAAGCUUACUCCGUGUCGCCGUUCAAGGCGAUGAUGAAUGGCAAUUUCGCCUCCAAUACCGGACCGUGGUUGGGAGCGGAUCGCACAGCUUGGGAAAAAGAAAAUAUUGGCCACGGAAGUGUGACGAGUGAGGAGGGCAAAUUUGUUGCACCUCAAGCAAAGCCUACAUCGCCUCUGGCGGUAAUCCCUCCCGAGCGUAACAGUUCUGCCGAUUGUGGCGCCACUGCAACGAAGUCUCCAACGCCCGUGUCCGCCAAGGUCGUUGAGCGUAAGAAUGCCUCGAGUACCCAGAAAACCGUCCAGUGCGUUGUACGCAAACUGUUUCGUGCCACCGAACCAUCGCCCAAUCGGUCGCCAAUGACAAGCGUGAAGCGUAAUCACGAUACCCGGGUUACGCAGGAAGGCGAAGGCACGAUAACGACCCGGGUUGUCGGUCCUAGAGCACCUGCUGCUGCUUCGUCUUCUGACCGGGCCACGUUGUUUGUGACGAAGCAGAAAAUCUCGCCAACGUCCGAUCCGGAACCGCAGCCUAGUUUUGGGUCCGGAACCGCGCCGGUCGCCACGUAUCGAGUGAAGAUGCCGCCGGUGAAGUCUCCUGUUGGCGGUGCGACUCACGUCGUCAUGACGCAUGGUUCUUCGAGCGGCGGUGGAGCAGCUCAUCCGAUGCAAUCACUGUUCACGUACAAAUCGAAACCAAAUGAAAUGCCGCACGGUGGCAGUGGCCAUAGCAAUAGUUCUAGAUUUAAUGGUGUCUCGGAACGCAAAAGAGACGAUGGUACGAUUGGAAAAGGUGAAGCGGUGGUUUUGGUCGGAGGUGGAAAGGUAGCCGGUGGAGUCCCGGCCAUGGUUGCAUCUGCAAAAAAACCACCAAUUAGCAAUAGCACUGCUUCUGGUGGGACAGUGUCUGGGGGGAAUAUACUUCGGUUUGGCAAAAGCCGAACCUACAAACCGGUCACGACAACCGUGGGUGCUUCCAGUAAACAACUGGCCGGUGGGAACACUGGGGCGGGAAAUGAACGGUACACCACGCUUCUAUCGCCAACAGUGAGCAGUGGUAGUAAUUCGCGCACCGGUUCACCUUCACCACCCGCCCCGGCUGGUGGAAAGAGCGUUCAAAGUGGAUCAACUCCGGGAAGACGUCACAUUGGCAUACUUUCUCCGGCCAGCAUCCGUCGAUUGAAUGCCCGGCUGCUGGAGGCUCGUAAAACCAAAACGACGUCACCGGUAGCAUCACCGACCACCGGUGAAGCACCGGUGAAAUCUAUGUCCAUCUCCCGUAGCGGUACUGGCAAGAGGCCGGGUUUUGCUCGAAAGGUACCUUCGGCCGAUGUGCCAGGUGGUGUCUCGAACGGAACGCUACUGAGCGCCGUUAAUGAUACACGUGAUCGAAAGAUCUUUCUAUCGACGCCUUUAAAGUAA